This is a messenger RNA of Rhinichthys klamathensis goyatoka, 6306 nucleotides long. It is a transcript of the gene limch1a, whose product is annotated as LIM and calponin homology domains 1a. Lineage: Eukaryota; Metazoa; Chordata; Actinopteri; Cypriniformes; Leuciscidae. Gene Ontology annotation, biological process: positive regulation of stress fiber assembly; regulation of focal adhesion assembly. Bases 372 to 5969 code for a protein of 1865 amino acids. The record is from RefSeq and is a predicted model, not a curated record. The transcript is spliced from 33 exons. Gene Ontology annotation, cellular component: stress fiber. Gene Ontology annotation, molecular function: myosin II head/neck binding.
CGCGCUCUCGCGCAUGCCAGUCUCCCGUUCUCUAGGAGAAGAGACAGGGAGGCUGAUGCGCUCGCCUUGCUGCCCCUAACGCAUUGGCUCAACGUAGACCUCUGGUGUUUUUUUAGUUGAUAUUUUUAGCAUCGGAGGUCGGUCGUAUUGCAUCGAGCGUGGUAGUUCGUGCAGUUCAUCUGCAGUGCUGCUGAGCGCUGGAGAACCGCAGUGUGUUGCGCCGUGAACGCUCGAGCUCAGCAUAUUGAAGAACGUGUCCGCUUAUUACGGCGAAUGAUCUGAAGUAAACACACAGGUCUGUUUGCGGAGCGCUGGAUAUCGCAUCUAGGCUUUCAGUGGCCUCUUGCUAAGACGCUUUUUUGGGGGGUGAAAUGGCCAGUCCUGGAAACGAUUCGGCUUCAAAUGCCCAGCUGGAUCAGGGUGAAUCUGCAGACGCUACCCCUGAACCAGCGUUUCAAGAAGCUCAGAAAUGGAUCGAGGCAGUGACAGGAAGAAGUUUUGGUGAUAAGGAUUUCAGAAGUGGGCUGGAGAACGGCAUUCUGCUCUGCGAGUUGCUGAGUUCAAUCAAACCAGGGCUUGUGAAAAAGAUCAACAGACUCCCAACUCCCAUUGCAGGACUGGAUAAUCUGACCAUGUUUCUGAGAGGAUGUGAAGAGCUGGGAUUGAAGGGAUCACAGCUGUUCGAUCCCGGAGACCUGCAAGAUACAUCGAUACGUGCAAACUUAACAGGCUCUGACUGCAGUAGAAAGCUGAAGAAUGUGCUCAUAACCAUAUACUGGCUUGGUAAAGCUGCUAACAGCUGUGCAACGUAUAACGGCCCCACACUCGACCUGAAAGAGUUUGAGGGGCUCCUUUCCAUGAUGCGAAAGGAGUGUGCAAACGAAGAGUUGGACUCCCCUAAGCGCAGUAUACGGGACAGCGGUUACAUUGACAGCUGGGAAUCGGAGCGCUCUGAUUCGCUGUCUCCUCCGAGGCACGGCCGAGAUGAUUCGUUCGACAGUCUCGACUCAUUUGGCUCUCGAUCGCAGAACACACCCUCUCCAGACACAGUUAUCCGCUGCAACAGUGAUGACUCUGAAGGUGACGGUGGUUUAAGGAAGUUGCCAGACAUGCGUAAGGAUGACAUGUCUGCCCGUCGUGUGUCCUACAAAGAGCCUCGUGCUGCUCUACCCUUCAACCAGUAUCUGCCGAACAAGAGCAACCAGACCAACUACCUUCCCGCCCCCCUGAGGAAGAGGAGGAGCGAGAGAGAGGAAGACAGGAGGAGUCCAAGCAACUCAACAUCUCCUGUAGGCGGAGAAAGACCUCUCAGACAAGAAUGCGUAGAAGUGGUAAAAGAGGGGUCUGGCGUGUCUCGAAGCCUUGCAUUGAAGAAAAAUUUCACCUGGGCUGAUGAGAAAGGGGCAGAGCGUGAGGAGGCGGAGCUUAAGAAAAUAAGGAAGCUUGAAAAGUCGGGAAUUAAAGUAUUACCCGCCUCUGUGCGAUAUAACAGUCCAAUCGAGAAUCCUGUGGAGGACAAUAAAGCUAAACCACCUUCACCUGACAUCAUUCUUCGGCGUGACAAUGACUUCAUGCGGGCUGCGGCCCCACAUCAGUGGGACUCGAAUGAGGAAGAUGAAGAUGCAGAGGCAGAGCAGAAGGUUCCAGAUGUCCAAAAGGAUGAUCUUGCUUCUCGCAGAGCCCGCAUGAAUCAAUUCAAACCGAGUGUUGCCCAUAACUUCCUGCCAGGCUCUUGUAGUUGGAAGGACCGAGAGAAAUGGGAGGGAAUUAGGCUGGCAUCCCAGCAUGCUGUGUUGGAGAGAAUGGAGAAGAUGGAACUGGAGAAAAAGAGUCAGGCUGACUCCGCCCCCCCUGAGAUACCAAUCAUUACUCGUAAGGACAAUCCUUUCCUGAAUCUUGAAAAAGAAAGGGCAAAAGAAGGGGAUGAGGAAGAUAUGAAAGAGGUAGAAGGGAAGAUAGUUGUCCCAAACCCACACAAAGAUGAUCUAGCAAGGAGGCGGACUGAGGGAAGGCCACGCCCUCCCAAAGAUCCUCAUCAGUCAUUGGUCCAGACUUCCAUCACUCAAUCAGACCUGGAAACAUGGCAGAGACUCAAGAUGAAUACAGAGAGCAGUGAGUCUGACUCCACCCCUGCUGAAGUGUCAAUCAUAACUCGCAAGGACAACCCCUUCCUGACCCCUGAGAAAGAAAGUGGGAGUGAGCAGGAGAAUGAGGAAGGGAGAGUCAGAGAGAAAGUGGGGUGGGUGGUGAUGCCUGAUGUAAAGACAGAUGACCUGGCCAGAAGGCGGGCCCAAAGUGGGUCCGUCCCACAGAGAGACCCCUGGCAGUCAUUGGCUCAAACAACCAUCACUCAGUCAGACCUGGAGAAAUGGCAGAGGCUCAAGAUGAAUACAGACAGCAGCGAUGACCCUAUUGUCCCUCUGUGUCAGACGUGUCUUGAGAAAGGCUGCCUCUCUGUCUCCUCCAAGACGAAGGUUGCCAAGAACGACCUGGCCGGUUGCCAGGAACGUUCCUCCGGUGAACGGCGGCGUUUUGUGACAUUUGGGGGUGUGACAGAGAUGGAGAAUACUUCCUGGAAAGAGGAGGAAGAUGAGGAAAGGGAAGAGGGACAGGGGGACGAGGCAGAGAAGCUUCGGUAUCUCCUCUCGAUGGCAACUGUUGCUGUGCCCACCAUAGGGCUGGGCUCCAGACUGACAAAGAGAGCGGUGGGCAGUGGAGAUGCAAACACUGAACCUGCUCCCAUCAUGCCCCCUGAACCUUCGAACCCUGCCGUGUUUGACCUUAAACAGCCUUUGACCUCCUCUGAGCGCAGGGUGCUAGAGGAGAAACUGGAUAAGAAAGCUAAAGAUGAGAGGGAGGAUGAUGAAGAGGACGAAGAAGAGGAGAGUCAACCGGAUAUAGAAAAGGAUGACAUGCUAGCUCGUAGAACAGGAGCAUUUCUGAAGCCAGCAAGCGGGACGUCAUAUAACAGAUUCCUCCCGCAGCCGAGUUCCAAGAGAGAAGGCACUGCAGGGGCUUCCAUAGCCCAGAAAGGAAGUAUCCAGAUGGGCAUGAGUGGAGACAGAGACCUCCAGUACCUGGAAAGAAACAUAAAGACAAAGAGAACUAAGAUUGGACAGAGAAAUGAACCAGUCGAUCAAGUACCAAAGACACCUGUUCCAGUUGCUGCAGUGACCCAAAAGAGCCCUGACAUUGUGCGCUCAUCUGGAACUAACGUCGAUUGCUCUGGCGGUUAUGAUGAUGAUGAUGAUGAUGAUGAUGAUGAUGAUGAUGAUGAUGAUGAAUGUGGGGUUGACGGUCAUCUGCCAGAUUUUGAGAAGGAUGACAUGUUAGCGCGAAGAACUGGAUCUUAUCAGAAGCCCAGUGCAGGGGCAGGACAGACUUUUAAUGCAUUUCUGCCCAAACCUGGUUCUGUCAAACACAAAACCAUCCCUGUCAGUGGAUCGCAGUCAUUCUUCAAGACUAGAGAGCAAGAGACAGCCCCGUCUCUGGACAGCUUCACCCUUAGCCCAAGAGAUGCUGAGGACAUGCGUAAGAAGUGUCAUCAGAUGAUGGACAGGCAGGAGGCGGGCUCUGUGGGUGUGGUGGGACAUGAAAGUCUUAUUAAAGAUGAGACUAUUACCAAAAGCCCCUCCCCUAUACCCGACCAACCCUCACGCCGGCCCCUUUGGCAGGAAGAUGAUGAUCUCCCCCCAAUAUUCAGAGCUACUAGUGUUUCUGAUGAAACAGAGAGUGUGAGUUUGAUUGACAUGCGUGAUGAAGAGGAUGAGCUUGCCUACCUUCGGGCGCACAGCCAAUCACGGCAUGAGCACCUACACAACCAGUACAAUAAACUCAAAGAGGAGGAGGACCAGUGGCAGGACGAUUUGGCUCGCUGGAAGAGUCGGAGACGAAGUGCUUCUCAAGAUCUGAUCAAAAAGGAAGAGGAGAGGAAGAUGAUGGAGAAACUAAUGACAACGGAUGGAGGAUCCGCCUAUCGCAGAAAGAGCAUCAAAACAUACAAAGAAAUAGUAGAAGAGAAAGAGCGUAGGGAGCAGGAACUACAUGAACAAUAUUGUAAAGCCUCCACUCCAGAAGAGAAAGCUGCUGUGCUUCAACGUUAUGCUCUCCGUUUCACCAUCAGCGAUGCCAUAUUGGAGAAACUCCAGCUCCCCAAACUGCCUUCUGCUGCCUCACCCAUGCACAUGUCACCUCUCCAUCAGCCUGAGAAGAAGCCAACAUGCACCGCCCUAGUAGAAGCAAAGGUUCCAGAGCCUGCACAAACUACCCAAACACACCCUGUGAUCCAUGUAGACCAGAAGACUGCACAAAAACAGGCACCGGCGCUGCCCAAAACCACUGAACCAUCACCUGGCAAGUCCAUCAAAGCUCCAGAAGUCCUGUCAGCACCCACGCGAGUUCCUCCUGCUCCAUCAAAGCCUGUACCCCUCAUCACCCCAAAACCCUACAGCCAGCCAAAAUUCAGCCAAGGCCUCCGCAAAUCAAUAAAGAGUGAUGGGCUGAUACGUGUGAAUGGUGAGAGCACUCAGCAGGAGAGCAGAGAGAGGGACGAUAGAAAUUCCAUGCAUCGUCCUAUCAACUUCUCUCCCUCACCUCCAAAGCCAGCCACUCAAAGUCUACAAAAUGAGGAGCUCAUUGUGUUAGAAGCCUCAGACCACCAGCAAAACUUACAGACUUCCAUUCCUGAACAAGAGAAAGAAGUUGUAAAGAUGGAAAAGGAAUGUUCUCUUAUUUCUCAAGAAGAGAAUAUCAAAGAAGACAACUCAACCGCACUAUCGUUGUCAGAACCAGCAGGAAAGCAGCCAGUGCCAGACACAAUGAUGAAGCUCAGCUGUGUUGUCACAACAACCAUAGUGACAGAACUCACCCAGACACACCAAAUCCCACCAAAUGACACGUCCUGCACAGAGCAGCUUGGUUCAGUCCAUAAUUCAUGUGAUUUGAGCUCAACUGCCGAGACCAGCAAGGCUGACCAGACUUCAUACUCACUCUCACUGACAGAGGGGAUUGACUACUCAACUGAAUGUAUUGAAACCCCAAUGCUGAAUCUUGCAAAAAGGGUUGAUCACUGGACGUGGGAUCCUAAUGAAGAGCGUAGACGGCAGGAGAGAUGGCAACAGGAGCAGGAACGCCUACUGCAGGAGAAAUAUCAGAGAGAGCAGGAGAAACUGAAGGAGGAGUGGGAGAGAGCGCAGAGAGAGGUGGAAGAGGAGGAGAGGAGACACCAUGAAGAGGAGAGGCGGAUACUGGAGGAAACUGUGACCCCACUGACCCCUCGCACCUCACUUUUAUCAUCCGGUAUCGUGACCGAGGCUCCGUCCCUCACCCAGCCCUCAGUCCCACAGGACACUAUUGUCCUCUCCUUGGCUGACUGGGAGAAGAAACAGGAAAUGCUGGAGAAACAGGCACAGACGAACCAGAGUAACAGACUGACACACAGCCCUGAUCAAGUAAUCGCACCAGCUCAGCAGAAUGGUCAGAGGAUUGAACCUCAGGAGAGCCAAACAGCUACACCACAACUGCAGUUUAUACAAGAUGGCUCUUGGAGCUGUAAGUCUAAAGGUGGGCAAGAGGAUUUGAAGAAAACUGCCUCACUUGAUCGCAAACAGAGUCCACCCCAGAGCCAGACCACGGGGAUGAGGAGGACUGGGUCGUGUGAAAAUGUUUUAGGGACACACCCAUCAAAAUCACCCACACCAUCACAAGACACGCCACCUCCAUCACCCAGCAGGUCAGUAAGUGGAAAGAAACUUUGCUCCAGCUGUGCACAUCCGUUGGGUAAAGGAGCAGCUAUGAUCAUUGAAACCUUGGGGCUGUACUUUCAUAUUCAGUGUUUUAAGUGUGGCGUGUGUAAAGGGUUACUUGGCGACACAAGUGCUGGGACUGACGUCCGAAUUCGAAAUGGACUUCUUAAUUGUCAAGAAUGCUACAUAAAAUCAAGGGCUGCUGGCCAGCCGACAACAUUGUGAGGCCUCUGCACUUCUGACAAGGAAAUGGAACCGGAAUCAGGUUAAACCAAGCCAGGACCAGACCCAAGAAGAACGGAUUUUAUGUUUCUACAACAUUUCCAACUAUUUUCCUUACAGCACAAUCAAAGCACAUAUACAUCAACAUCAGAACUGGAAUCAUGAACGCAUGAUGGGUUUUCCUCUGGACUUUGACUGUUUUUGUGCUUAUAUGACAUGAUAAAGAGUUUAAAAAAUAUAUUACAGCGAGUCUGUUAAUACUGUUAGUUUUACACUUUCGAAUGAGUACUGGUGGAACUUUACCUCACAGUGGCCAUGUUACACACAGUUCAAUAGCAAU